Molecule: messenger RNA, 659 nt
Organism: Lycium barbarum (goji berry)
Lineage: Eukaryota; Viridiplantae; Streptophyta; Magnoliopsida; Solanales; Solanaceae
Product: ubiquitin-ribosomal protein eL40 fusion protein
Exons: 5
Coding region: 121-507 (128 amino acids)
Biological process (GO): translation; modification-dependent protein catabolic process; protein ubiquitination
Cellular component (GO): nucleus; ribosome; cytoplasm
Molecular function (GO): protein tag activity; ubiquitin protein ligase binding; structural constituent of ribosome
Source: RefSeq, a predicted model, not a curated record
CCAAUAGGUAUUGGUAAUUGUGCGAUCUAUAGGGGAGGUAAAUGGAGUUUAAUGCUUCCUGAACCCUAAAUUUAUCAUCACUAUAAGCCCUCCUCGACUGGCUUGACACUCUAGCAAAACAUGCAGAUCUUCGUGAAAACGCUAACAGGGAAGACAAUAACCCUUGAGGUUGAAUCUAGCGAUACUAUUGACAAUGUCAAGGCUAAGAUUCAGGAUAAGGAAGGUAUCCCUCCGGACCAGCAACGUUUGAUAUUUGCUGGUAAGCAGCUUGAAGAUGGCCGUACGCUAGCUGAUUAUAAUAUCCAAAAAGAGUCCACUCUGCAUCUUGUUCUGAGGCUUCGCGGUGGGAUUAUUGAACCUUCUCUUAUGGCUUUGGCGCGGAAGUACAACCAGGAUAAGAUGAUUUGCCGCAAGUGUUAUGCCCGCUUGCACCCUCGUGCUGUCAACUGCAGGAAAAAGAAGUGUGGCCAUAGCAACCAGUUGAGGCCAAAGAAGAAGAUCAAGUAAACAGGUGGUUGGUUGCAUUUGCUGUCAAGACACUUUAUAAUUUGGCACUCCUUUGUAUUUUACUUGCUUGUUUAACUUUUGUUCUGUACUUCAAUGUCUCUUUCACUUUAUAACAAAAGUUUUAAAAUGAUAUUUCCAAUUGCUUUACUCAA